UACUGGUGCCAUAUGUGAUCAAGUACAGCUUUCCCACCAAACACGGCUACAAAACGUGCUCACGAGUCAAAGAAACACCAGUUAACACUAAAGAGUUGAACGACUACUUACAAGUAACCUUCAGGAAAUCUUCAUCUAUUAGACUUGAUCUAGUUAACGUUCUGCGAAUCGUCGUUUCACAUAAGGAUUUUUCCAUAACUUGUUUKAUCUAAAUGUGUAUUUCUUGAUCCUUUGUUACUAGAGAAUUUGCCGCACUGGUUUUGAAUACAUUACCAGUUUCCAAAUCUUGAUUUUUUGCUUSAGCUGAAAGUGUGAAAUUUCAAAUCAAUUGAAGACAACGUAUACACGGAUUAUCGCCAACUUGUGGUCCAAGAACUGCUUUAACACAGAUAACAAGUUUGUGGCUCUAUCAGAGAAAAUAGGUCAGCUAUCUUGGAUACUUGAUGUGCUUGAAAGAAUCUCUCGCAAAUUGAAGAAGGCAGUAUAUUUGUAUGAAAUACUCAUAACGACGUGGUGUGUAAACUUUUGGGCAUUUCUUAAUGAUGGCCUUUCAGUUGGGGAAUACAACACGUUUAAGACAUAUGAAUUAUCCCGAAAAGAGAACACAGUGGAACCAAACAGAAACAUCCUCACCAGUGCCGUUACACAAAAACCCACAGUUUACUCUAGAUGGGAAUGAAGAGAACGUACUUAUGAGUCAAGGGCAAACAGAAAAGGGAAAUCACUUGGUUACAAAUCAAAGGAAUGAGAUCUUGUCACCAAGUAUGGUACCUGGUAACUACCGAAACGAAAAUACCAGCACCAGCACUAAAAAUAUUACUAACAAUAUAUCGAUACAAACRAACUUUUCAAGUCAUCACUUAAUUSCACGAAAUCUAUCCACCGCUUCACAACAGAGUGUCACAAUAGAAUGGGACGUGCUUGAAUCUUUUUCAGAGUUCGCAGCGUUUCUUGAGCUACAAAAUCCUAUAUGCCCUGCAGAACAUGUAGAUACGCCGGAAAAGUUGAUGAACGUUUUAGCUUGGGAUUUAUGCGUGUAGCUAGUGGCGUGAAUUAGAAGACUUGGAUGAUCAUGCGAUUCAUUGAUAGGCRAUAAAUGGUGUAUAGUUUGAGCUAAAUAUUGCUUGCUUGUGUCUUUAUUGCGUACGUAAAAGAAAAAUGAAUUGUUCAUUGUAAUGAUUUAUACAUGGGCCAAUGAAAACAGUAUCUAACUGGGUAUUCAUUGUAAUAACAAACGGUYAAAACAAUCAAAAAGUGUGAUAUUUAAGAGAUUCAUCUUGGGUGUCACUAUUUCUACUCUUUUAAUGUCUGUUAUAAAAAAGGUUUUACGAACAAAAAUAAUGCAAGGUUCAAACGAAUAAACGAUUUUUAAGGCAAA
Actinia tenebrosa (Australian red waratah sea anemone) is the source of this 1378-nucleotide messenger RNA. RefSeq lists its product as uncharacterized. Lineage: Eukaryota; Metazoa; Cnidaria; Anthozoa; Actiniaria; Actiniidae. The record is from RefSeq and is a predicted model, not a curated record.